UUGCGAAACUUGGUGCUGGGAGGUGAAUGAUAAAUUGCCGGUGUGGAUAAAAUGCUUCCCCGAGUUGCAUUAGUGCUCGUCAGUGUGUCCCUAAUCUCUCUCACAAUUUGCUAUGCCCAGGAGACGUGCUCCGAUCCCACGUGCCCAUCCGUUGGCGAAGAUGAAGUUGAAUCGGGUCUCACCCUCUUGCCGGCGCCUGAGAACUGCAAUGAGUUCUUCAUUUGCAGCCACGGAACUGCCAUAAGGAUGUUCUGUCCCGCCACUCUGGUCUUCAAUCCGGCAAUUAACGUGUGUGACUACGAAAGGAACUCCAAGUGCACCCCGUGUCAGCUGCCGGAGGACGAGAAGGAGGACGAAGGCGAGGAAGAGUGAGACCAACAAGUGGAAGAAAUCGAAUUACAUCGCGACGACGAAAGACCUUCAACUUGAGCGCUUCAUUCCACGAUAAGUGUUUCUCU
This is a messenger RNA of Phlebotomus argentipes, 458 nucleotides long. Its product is annotated as peritrophin-1-like. Gene Ontology annotation, molecular function: chitin binding. The record is from RefSeq and is a predicted model, not a curated record. Lineage: Eukaryota; Metazoa; Arthropoda; Insecta; Diptera; Psychodidae. Gene Ontology annotation, cellular component: extracellular region. The transcript has 2 exons. Bases 52 to 372 code for a protein of 106 amino acids.